GUAUGAAAGCGCACCACCCUAUAUAUCCACAGAACCCGAGACUCCGCUCCACAUUUUCUCUCUGUUAACACCCAAUACCCGGACAGACGUAUUCUCGCCUUGUGCGCUUCCACUUCUCUCCCAGCGCCGUGAGCAAGGACUCCUUCAGCGGGUGGAAGUUUUCCCGAGCACAACGUUUAAAGCGCACAGCCAGAUAGGUUCAUGUGGCGGCACCCCAGCCUCGGCGUAGUAUUUUCGGCCAAAAAGUGGGAUCCUCCACCACCACGGGCUCUUCCAAGUCUGCUUCUGCUACUGUUUUGAAAGGGGGAACAUGUUCUUGUUUGCUCCGUUUUGUUGAGAAGAGGUAACGAGCGCUCAUCUUAUCCAGUACCUCCGGAUGUACUGCAGUGUGAAUACCCAGAGCCGGUAGCUACUGUGACGCGGAGUGAAGGAGUACGACUGGAAAGUGCACCAUGUUGAGAUUACGCACCGCUGUCCUGUGCGCUUUCUCUUUCCUCUCUUUCACAGUGGAAGCAGAUGUCAAAACUCAAAACUGCAGUCUGGUCAGAGACGCUUACAUCGCCAAAGGCUUCACCGUUACUAAUGUCCCUUACCAGGAACUCUCAGGUGAGCAUCUGCGCAUAUGCGCCUCCCAGGAGAAGACCUGCUGCUCGGCAGACAUGGAGGACGACUUCAACCAGCAGAGUAAAGCUGACUUUGAGAAUAUGCUGGACGAAACCAGCGAAGACCUGAGAGCCAUGUUUGUGUCCAGACAUAAAAGGUUUGAUGAGUUUUUCUUGGAGCUUCUGAACAACACAGAGAGGUCUUUGAACGAGAUGUUUGAACGGACAUAUGGCAAGCCCUACAUGCAGAAUGUGGAGGUUUUUCAGAACUUGUUUGCGGAGCUGAAGCGCUACUACAAGGGUGGCAACGUCAACUUGGAGGAAAUGCUUAAUGACUUUUGGACGCGGCUGCUGGAACGCAUGUUCAAGCUGCUCAACUCCCAGUACCUGAUCACAGAGGACUAUCUGGAAUGUAUCAACAAGUACAUGGACCAGCUCAAACCCUUUGGAGACGUGCCCAAGAAACUCAAGUCCCAGGUCAACAGGGCGUUCAUUGCCGCCCGCACCUUCGUCCAGGGCCUCACAGUCGGGCGAGAGGUGGCCAACAGGGUGUCUAAGGUUAGCAUGUCCCCAGCUUGCCAAAGAGCGCUCACCAAAAUGUUCUACUGUCCUUACUGCCUACACGGCGCACUGCUGGCGAAACCCUGCAGGAACUACUGCCUGAACGUGAUGAAGGGCUGUCUGGCAAACCAGGCUGAUCUGGACCCAGAGUGGAAUAACUACAUCGAUGCCAUGCUAUUGGUGACAGAGAGGCUAGAGGGACCGUUCAACAUCGAGUCUGUCAUGGAGCCCAUCGACGUCAAGAUCUCAGAGGCCAUCAUGAACAUGCAAGAUAACAGUGUAGAAAUCACCCACAGAGUCUUUCAAGGAUGCGGUCAACCCAAGCCCUCAGGAAUGGGCCUCAGGUCUGCCCGUGGCAUCUCGGAUGUGUUCAACGCCCGCUUCAAGCCCUACAGCCCAGAGGAGCACCCUACCACAGCAGCUGGCACCAGCCUGGACAGAUUGGUUGUGGACGUGAAGGAGAAGUUGCUGAAGGCGAGGAAGUUCUGGUCCAGUCUUCCAGAUGGCCUCUGCCAGGAGGACAACGUGACGGCCAGCGAGGCCAGCUCAGAGGACUGCUGGAACGGACUCAACAGGGGCAGGUAUGUUCCCGAGGUGCUGAAGGACGGUCUGGCCCACCAGGCCAACAACCCUGAGGUGGGAGUGGACAUCACGCGGCCGGACACCUUCAUCAGGCAGCACAUCAUGACCCUGAGGAUGAUGGCCAACAAGCUGAAGAACGCCUACAAUGGCAAUGACAUCUACUUCCAGGACUCCAGUGACGAGGGCAGUGGUGGCUCGGGCAGUGGGAGCGGCUGCCUGGAGCCGUGCGACGCAGAGGAAGAGGAGCCGGAGCCGGUGCAGACGGAGGCUCCGGAGGUGCAGGCGGACCGAGGAGGGGACCGCUCUUCCUCAUCCUCCUCCUCCUCCUCCCCACACACACACUCCUCAGCCCUGCUGCACCUCCUCCUCCUCCUCUCCCUCUCAGCCCUCGCAUUGCACAGCCACUGGAGAUAAUGAUGGCAGAAUGGAGAAUGGCCCUCCCCCCUCACCGUACAUGCACAAACACACACACACACACAGACACACACACACACACACACACACACACACACACACACAUACACACACACACACAUACACACACACACACACACACACAUACACACACACACACACACACACACACACACACACACACUGACAGUGUAUCUGCACAUACAGUACGCAUACAGUAUUCACAUACUACAUGAUAAGACUGCAGUUUUUCUAUACUGUUUUUGUACGUAAUCUGCUGAUGAGACUUUUGCGUUUGGUCUUCUUGCCUGGACGAUGUGUGUGUGAGAUGUCGUCAUGGAGUUGGCAUUCCCAAAGUGUUCUACAGAGUCAGCCUUCUCCUAGCGGAUCCGUCCUCGGCCGGCCCUGCAAUGUGCCAGAGGUCCACUCAUAUUCGGUUUUUGUGUGUCACGAUGUUUUGAUGACCUGCUCAUUUGAUUUUUAUCAGUAAGUAGGACUUUUAUUUUGAAUACAAGUGGUGAGACAUGUUUUCUGAACACUGUGGCCAUAGACCCAGUUGGCAACUCUGGGCCCGCCCAUGA
Engraulis encrasicolus (European anchovy) is the source of this 2740-nucleotide messenger RNA. Its product is annotated as glypican-6-like. The record is from RefSeq and is a predicted model, not a curated record. The transcript is spliced from 9 exons. Gene Ontology annotation, cellular component: extracellular region; cell surface; synapse. Bases 453 to 2159 code for a protein of 568 amino acids. Lineage: Eukaryota; Metazoa; Chordata; Actinopteri; Clupeiformes; Engraulidae. Gene Ontology annotation, biological process: regulation of signal transduction; cell migration; regulation of protein localization to membrane.